This is a messenger RNA of Astrephomene gubernaculifera, 4794 nucleotides long. The record is from the annotation of a GenBank genome assembly. NCBI's taxonomy places the organism in Eukaryota, Viridiplantae, Chlorophyta, Chlorophyceae, Chlamydomonadales, Astrephomenaceae.
CGGAAAUUACUGCAGGUUGCGCUAGUAAACAUAUUCGUGAUUACCCAUAGGGCAUGCGUAGAACUUCAAGGAAUUUGCUAUCGCAUAUUAGAACUACGUAGACCCGACCGUGGCUGUUAUAAGUUACUUUACAUAGCCCAUACGUGUACAUACUAGUUUUCUGCAAAGGUUACAAUGAGUUACGGAGGCACGGAGGAUGAUGAUCUAUAUGGAGGAUAUGACGAGCAGUCAAAUCCACUUGCGGGCUCAGGCGGUGCUGCGUUUAAAGCUCUGGGGUCAGACGCACCUCCUCCUGGAACCGCCGCAAUGGGUCCGCCCGGCACGGCCAUGAAAAGCUUCGUACCGGGCACAGCCAUGCGCGGUGGAACGGCAAUGCAGGACCCCAACUCAGCGCGGCCCAUGACUUCAAACAGGGGCGCGGGCUUCACCUCAGCUCCAAACAAAAAGUUCGACCCCCUCAACCGCUCCAUGGGGACGACGCUGGGCUCUUCAGGGGGUGGCGCGCUGCUAGCAACCCGCAAGGGAGAGGUAACCCCAGACGAGCAGGCGCGCAGCCUUGAAAAGACUGUUCACGAGCUUUUGGAGAAGAGCGCAGCGGAUGCCGUAAAGGGCGACAUCAACUCUGCCCUGGAGAACGCCAUGGAGGCGAAGAAGAACGAGCGCAAGCUGUUUCGCUUCCGGGAGCAGCACAACCUAGCAGAUCAGACCAAUGCGGAGCUGGUCUACGCGGUGGACUUCAACCUGGCUCAUAUGUACCACAUGAACAAGAACUACAACGAGGCUAUCAACCUGUACACGGCCAUCGUUCGCAACAAGAGCUUCCAGCAGUCGGGCUGGCUGCGUGUCAACAUGGGCAACAUCUACUUCGAGCAGAAGAAGUACACCAGCGCCAUCAAGAUGUACCGAAUGGCACUGGACCAGAUUGCGGCGACGGCAAAGGAGGUCCGCUUCAAGAUCAUGCGCAACAUUGGUCUGUCCUUCGUGCGCAUGGGGCAGUACCCGGACGCGCUGCAGUCCUUCGCAACCGUCAUGGACAACGUGCCGGACCACCAGACGGGCUACAACCUGGUGAUGUGCAACUACGCGCUGAGCGACCGAGAGGGCAUGAAGGCAGCAUUCGUGAAGCUGCUCAAGGUGAGCCCGCCCCAGGAGAUGGACGACGACGAUGACGACCUGCUCAACGAGGACGACGAGAUGCAGGCGGUGGUGGCGGAUGACGGGUUGAAAGAGGAGCUGCGGAAACGCAACAGCACCAUCACACGUCUCAUCGUGAAGGCUGCCCAGCUGAUCAGCGAGAAGGUGGACCGGGCCAACGGCUUCGAGGGCGGCUUCCAGUGGUGCUGCAACCAGCUGCGGGAGGCGGGAUACGUGAAGCUAGCCAAUCAGGUUGAGCUGGCCAAGGCCACUCGCUUCAUGGGGCAGAAGCAGUUCGACAAGGCAGUGGCGGUGUUCAAGGAGUUUGAGAAGAAGGAGCCGCGAGUGAAGGCGCGCGCCGCCACCAACCUGGCCUUCCUAUACUACCUGGAGGCGGACACCGACCAGGCGGAGAAGUACUCCAGCAUGGCGCUCAAGAACGACAAGUACAACGCGCGCGCCUACGUGAACAAGGGCUGUGUGCUGGUGGACCGGGGUGACCUGGAGGGCGCCCGCCAGCUGUUCAACGAGGCAGCCGGCAUCGACCCCUACUGCGUGGAGGCCAUCUUCAACCUGGGGCUGGUCAGCCAGCGGCUGAGCGAGCUGCCGUACGCGCUGGCGGCGUUCAAGAAGCUGCACAACAUGGUGCCGGAUAAUGUGGAGGUCAUCCACCAGAUCGCCACCACGUACGACAUGAUGGGCGACUUCAAGAACGCCGUCAAGUGGUUCGAGAUGCUCACCUCGCUGGUGCCCAACGACCCCGGCGUGUUGGCGAGGCUGGGCGCCAUUCACGCGCGCUUCGACGACGAGGCCAAAGCGCUGCACUACUACCAGGAGUCACACCGCGUGUGGCCGGUCAACAUGGACGUGAUCUCCUGGCUGGGAGCCUAUCACGUGAAGAAUGAGGUGUACGAGAAGGCCAUGCCGUUCUUUGACCUGGCGUCCAAGAUACAGCCGCAGGAGGUCAAGUGGGCGCUCAUGGUGGCCUCCUGCUACCGCCGCACCAACAACCUGCCCGGCGCGCUCGCCAAGUACAAGCAGAUCCACGCCGCCCACCCCGACAACGUGGAGUGCCUGCGCUACCUGGUGCACCUCUGCAGCGAGCUGGGUCGCAGGGCGGAGGCAGCGGAGUACAUGACCAAGCUCAAGAAGGCGGAGAAGGCGGCCAUUCCGGACGCCACCACGGCGGCUGCGGCGGCGGCGGUGGUGGCGGGGCCCAUGAGUGGAGGCGGCAUGGGAGGUGGGAUGGGGGAUGAUGAGUUGGGGGGGUCGGCGGUUGCCGCGCAGAACCGCGGCAAGAAGAUGCUUGUGAAGGAGCACAUGGCGGCGCGGGACAACGACGACUGGGGAAACGAGCAGCUUGGGGACGACCUGUUGCCCAUGUGAGGGCGCGGCGGGUACCGGUAAUGGCGAGCGGCGAGGAGGGGGGCGGUGGGGGCGGUGAAGGAGGAGGUGGAGGAAGAGCGGGUGGGGUUGUUGCUGUGGCACCACAUGGGGAGGUCUUAACGGCAGCAGCGGCAGCAGCAGAGGAGGAGAAGGAGGAGGAGGAGGAGGAUGUCGACCAUUUGGUAGCGUUGGGGUUGGGUCUUGGGGCGGAGUCAGCAGAAGGGGUUGGGUCGCUGCUAGCUGGCAGGGUGCCGUCUCGACUGGCUUGCAGAUCCGAGCUUGGUGUUGCUGCUUCUGCUGAGCCGGGGCGAGGGAGCCUGCUGGGGGGUGUCGCGGUGCGGACUGGUGGUGCAGUGCUGGGGAAUCGUGGCGUUACGAGCACCGGCGGAGGCGGUGGUGGUGGUGGUGGUGGUGGUGGUGGAGGUCAUGUAAGUAGUGGUGGUGGUGGCGGAGGCUCCUGGAGGAGGCUGGGUGGUGCAGCAGGAGGAGGCGAGGUGGGCGUCAUGACAGGGAGUGGAGGCAGCAGCAGCAGGAGUCUGCGUGGUGGUUUGGGACAAGGAGGUGGCCUGGAUCCGGAUUUGGAUUUGGGGUUUGGAACGGUGCUGAGUUUCGGGUCACGUGGGUCCACGAGUGUUCUGCCGGAGUUGGCAUGAGGGGCGGCGGAAGGGGAGGAGUCGGGUGCGGGCAUGCAGUAAUACUGUAGACCGGUUACGGCGCGUGUUUGGUGGUACGAUACGGUGGUGGAUGGACUAGGCAGCACGGGAAAGGUGGGGAUCGGGGAGGUGGGAGGCGUGAGUGAGGGGGAGCGGUUGCUGGCGCGCCACCGCAUAGGUGGGGAAGGGGAAGUGGGGGUAACCUGAUGGGGGUGAUGACUGCAGAGUCUGGAUUGGGGUUUGGGGUUUACCUGGAUCCACUACUACCACUACUUGCUUGGGGACCCAGUAGGGCUGAGGAAUCCCAACAGCGCUAGCAAACCGCGACAACACGGUGCGACUGGCUUGACAGCUCGCGUGUGUGUUUAGAAAACUUGCCGUGAGUCGGGACGUACCGCGCGAGUGUGCGAUUAGCGGCUUACAUAGAAUGCGGGGAUGUGGAUGCGGGUGGAAACCAAGCAUUCGUGGCGUGCUUGCGGCGGCUUGGGCCGAUGUAGGGAAUAGAAAUGGAUGGACGGGAAGGGUAUAGAAGGGACGACGCCUGGUCCGUCGGGGGCAAGGAUUGCUGGUAGGACCCCACCUGCUAUUGGCAGAGCAGUGCCGCUUUGCACGUGCAUGUGUGUAGUUGCUAAGAGGACUGACCUGUGUGUAUCUUGUGCUUCAGUGAUGUGUGUACAGCAAGGGUGCCUAUCUAUGAUCGGGUCCUGCGUGCGUGUGUCUUCUUGCUUUUGUGAGGAGGCAAAGCUCUUUAGAGAGGGCCGGAGGCUACAGGGCGGUUAGGUGGUGAGCCGCGAGGAGCGGUAGAAGAGGGAACGUGACGAGGGCUGGGGGAGGAUGUAGCUGCGGAGGAGACCGGCCUGCCGCAAUGUACAUAUGCAAGUGCGGGUAUGUGCGAUCGGUUCUCUCCGCUAACAAGAGGCCUUGGUGUGUAUUUAUCUACGGCAUUUGUCGUACUGCGCAAUCUUCUGAUGCUUCUGGCAUUUACGACUGAAUUGCUCUUGUAACAACCUGUUAUUCGUGGCAUGCAGGCAAAGAUGCACGUAUCCACAGCCCUGCGACUUCCCCAGUGCAAGCCCGUCGCGCGACCAUUUACUUGCCCACUGCGUCCCGCUAGGCGAAGCGUAACCGACGUUCGUGCACAGCAUUCGUGUACUGUACCUCUACGCGAAGUUCUCAACGACGCAGCGAAGGCGGGUCUUGGAAAGGUCCGCUUCAUUGUGUUGGGCGAUGGAGCUAUCCUGGAGAGCGUCAGCAAUUGGACGAGUGUGCGAUACAACGAUGUGCCCGGUCGUGGAGUACUCGCGACUAUCGCCUCAGAGGACAAGUCCUUUGAAUGUCACAUUGUGCUGAGCAAGCCCCGUCCCUCGUAGGUAAAAGAAGUACGAUUUGCAAAAUCCAAGGCCAAAAUCGGAGAUUAUGACGUCUACGCAACACGCUUUCUUGGGGAAGACGGCAAGCUGCUGCUGACAUGUCUGCUGCACGGCACGCAAGGAGUGUACGACAGCUCCGCCGUACAGGCCUGGACCAGCUUGGCCGAGAAGUACGGAGAGAGCGUUAGGUGUUAGGUGUACUCACUGUACACGCGUACAGCCUGUAACUGUAACUGAAAACAGAGACCUCA